Messenger RNA from Penicillium cataractarum, 909 nucleotides. RefSeq names its product SDR family oxidoreductase. The transcript is spliced from 2 exons. Lineage: Eukaryota; Fungi; Ascomycota; Eurotiomycetes; Eurotiales; Aspergillaceae. The record is from RefSeq and is a predicted model, not a curated record. The coding region runs from base 1 to 909 and encodes 302 amino acids.
AUGCGUGUCUUUGUUACUGGUGCAACUGGCUUCAUCGGCCAAGCUGUGGUCCAGGAGCUUCUCGAUGCCGGCCACACCGUUGUCGGCCUAGCUCGCUCAGAUGCAUCGGCAGCUGCCCUCAAGGCCAAGGGCGUCGAUGUGAUCCAAGGCUCCCUUGAAGAUAUUGAGGCCGUUAAGAAGGGUGCCUCCGAGUCAGACGGUGUCAUCAACCUCGCUUUCAACCACGACUUCACCAAAUUUGCAGAGAAUGCCAAGGUCGAGCAUGCGGCUAUCAUGGCAAUGGGCGAUAUCCUGGAAGGAUCCAACCGCCCCAUUGUACUUGCAUCCGGCACCAUGAUGUUGCCCAAGGGAUACGGGCCCCGACUUGGACUCCCCGUGAAUGUUCGCGCAUCGACUGAACAAGAGGUGGCCACGCUUGCGGCUCGAGGCGUACGCGCCUCUGCCGUUCGCCUUUCUCCCACGGUCCAUGGAGACGACGACCAUGGGUUCAUUAACUUGAUUACUCAAGUUGCGCGCGCCAAGGGUGAAUCGAUCUACAUUGGCGAGGGGUUGAACCGAUGGCCUGCCGUUCAUCGCCUCGAUGCUGCACGCCUCUUCCGCCUCGCACUCGAAAAGGGCGUUGGGGGUACUAGGUACCACGCUGUGGGUGAGGAAGGUCUGAAGAUGAAGGAUAUUGCGGAGGCCAUUGGAAAAUCUGUCGGAAUUCCAACUUCGUCCAAGACUUUCGAGGAGGCUGCCGCACAUUUUGAUGGUGGCUUCAUGGGACUUGUUGUCGGCGCCGACAAUCCAUCCUCUAGCAAGAAGACUCAGGAGCAGCUUGGCUGGGCUCCUACUGGGCCGACUUUGCUCACUGAUAUUAAUGCUGGGGUGUACACUCGAGGACAGUUGACUAGCCCCAUCAAUGUUUGA